AUGGUAUUUGUAGCCAUCCUGUUGGAGGGCUUCCUGGUCCAGUCGCUUGAGAGGCACACAGGGAGAGGAAAGUGGGGAGGCAGGGAGGACAGGCCUGGGCUGAGACUGAGGCUGAGGCUGCAGUGUGGUAAGCGAGGCCAUGGCCCGUAACGUAUUCCCUUUUAUGCUCAAAGGGAUUUUGAUGUCGGCAGGGAGCCUUGUUGAUAGCGCUACUUCAGCCUCCAAUAUCAAUAUUUCACACUGAGCAGUGUGUCAGACUUUUUCUAUUUGCCUGUUUCACCACAACAAAAAGCUUUUCUGCUUCACAUUUUGAUGACAGGUUUUGACUACAGGUUCAGGUCUCAGGUGACUGGCAACUGUGUCCCCUGGGAGCACUGAUCUGAAUGAGUCUUUAUGAAUAAUACACGUGAUUAUCAAAUAAUGGGUGGCGUGGUCUGCUAUUUACCUGGGAGCUAAUUAAAUGUCCAGAUGGUAAUUACAUAAUACUGUAGUUAACUCAUAAUUACCCUUUGUUUAUAUAGAGCUCAUUAGAUGAAGUAGCAUUGUUUCUAUAGAGCUCAUAAGAUUAAGUAGCAUUGUUUCUAUAGCAUUAGUUAGAUCAAGUGCCAUGUCCCAUUUGUCAGAUUAUCACACAAUGUUGUAUAACGUUUGUCUGAGGCCCUUCGAACUGUAUAAUCUGUUCUCUGAGUCAGGCUGAGCUAAUAGAAGAAGGCAAUUACAGGGCCUCCGGCUAGCAGGGCUCCUGCAGUAGCCCACCUGACUCCAUCCUCUUAAUCUGUCUAUUCACACAUCUGCUUUGAGGGCAAUUAACCUGAUAGAACCUGGAGAUGGAUCAAACGUAUGUCAGUCAGAGUGUGGAUCUUUUCAGAGAUGACUGCACUCGUACACAGCGCCUCAUGGCUCAUCAGACCCCUGCUGUCCCAGCAUGCUCGCUGUUCCGAUCUCAUCACCCCGAUGCUGGGGAUUAGGGCCUAAUCCCUGGGCUGAUUUUUUCUAUCAAAACUAGGAUCGCUGUUCUGCCAGCGUCACCGGCUACAGUCCCUCUAAUGAGGACACCCAGAGUGCACAGCUGAGAGAGCAGGGGGCCAGAGUGGAACAUAAUCAUUUAGGCCUGUGUGUGUGUGUGUGUGUGUGUGUGUGUGUGUGUGUGUGUGUGUGUGUGUGUGUGUGUGUGUGUGUGUGUGAGUGCGCCUGUGUGUGCUUGGUUUUAUUAUCCUUGUGAGGACCAGAAGUCCUCACUAGGAUAGUAAAACAAGGAACAUUUUGCAGAGGAAGGAACAUUUUUAAGGCUUAGCGGUUAGGUUUAGAGUAACGGUUACAAUUAGGGUUAGGGUUAGAAUUAGGGUUGGGGUUAGGGAUUUAGGUUAGAGUUAAGGUUAGGUGUAGGGGUUAGGGGUUAGGGGUUAGGGAAAAUAGGAUUUUGAAUGGGAAUCAAUUGUUUGGUCCCCACAAGGAUAGUAAAACAAACGAGUGUGUGUGUGUGUGUGUGUGUGUGUGUGUGUGUGUGUGUGUGUGUGUGUGUGUGUGUGUGUGUGUGUGUGUGUGUGUGUGUGUUUGUGUGUGUUUGUGUGUGUUUGUCUUUGUCUGCCCACAUCUCUUUCUCUGCAGGUGUAUGGAGCUGCCAUCCAGUUCUAUGAGCCAUACCCAGAGGAGUGUCUGAGCACGUAUGAAUUUGUUUGUUUGUGUUUGGUGGAUGGGCAGAGUGGUGGAGAUAGCAUAAUGGUCAGACAGAAUGAAAAGGAGAGGUAUUGUGAGGCGUAUAAUCUAUUCAGUUGUGUUGUUUGUAUAGCUUUUUUCCUUCAUCACAAAAUGCGACAUGAAACCUACAGUAUAUGUGUGAUUAAUCUCAUGUUUCCUAUAUGAACCACCCUAGGCAAACAGUGACGGAGGGGACAAUAAGCUGUGCCUGGGUCGCUGUCUGUCUUGCCUACUCUCACUUCUCAUCUCUCCCACUAAUGUCUCCACUCCUCAGCUCAGCCUGUCAGCCAUAAGGAUGAAUACAUAUGUGCUUGCUUGUUUUAGCAUUUCCCCAGACAUUCACACCCUAAUGAGCUUUCUCAAGGAUAAAGUGUGGGUGGGUAUAAUUUCCUUGUGCCAUGCUUUGUUUGUAAAACUGCACUUAGUGCAUGCUUAGACUACUACAUGAGUCUGGUGAGUGAGGUUAAUGUGAGUGUUUGCAUGAUGCCGAUGUACUGUUGAUUAGGUUAUCUGAUCUGAAGAUGUGUACUGUACAUCACAAUGAGUGUCUGGAUUGUAUUUACUCUCAGGUGUAUGGUAGCAACAUGAUCAGGUGUGUUUGGUUGGUGAGAUGACUGUAGUAGAUAUGUAAGUAGGCUAAGCAAUCCAUAAUAUACACUGAGUGUACAAAACAUUAGGAACACCUUCCUAAUAUUGAGUUUGACCCCUUUUUUCCCUCAGAACAGGUGUUGAAAGUGUUCCACAGGGAUGCUGGCCCAUGUUGACUCCAAUGCUUCCAACAGUUAUGUCAAGUUGGGUGGAUGUCCUUUGGGUGGUGGACCAUUCGUGAUACAUACGGGAAACAGUUGAGCGUGAAAAACCCAGCAGCGUUGCAGUUCUUGACACACUCAAACCAGUGUGCCUGGCACCUACUACCAUACCCCGUUCAAAGGCACUUAAAUAUUUUGUCUUGCCCAUUCACCCUCUGAAUGGCACACAUACACAAUCCAUGUCUCAAUUGUCUCAAGGCUUAAAAAUAAUUAUUUAGCCUGUCACCUCCCCUUCAUCUACACUGAUUGAAGUGGAUUUAACAGGUGACAUCAAUAAGCGAUUAUAGCUUUCACCUGGAUUCAUCUGGUCAGUCUAUAUCAUGAAAAUAGCAGGUGUUCCUAAUGUUUUGUACACUCAAUGUAUUUUUCUGUGAAUAAAUAAUUGAUAGGCUAUUGACUUCUUGCUGUUUGGUGAUGAUCAUGCAGUGUUUCCUGUACAAUAGUUUUCAGGUUGGCCCUGUAAGGGAGCAGUGCUGAUACACUGACUACACUAACUGUACUACUCAUGUUGACUGCAAUAAAGACAGUGGUAAGACAUGAUGAAACCCUUUACCAGAAUUCACCACAUUGACCAUGUUCCAUACCACCAAUGUUUUAGGAAGUCUUAAAACAUUGGUGGUAAGACAUGAUGAAACCCUUUACCAUAAUUCAUCACAUUGACCUUUGCCUUUAGAAUAGUUUGAAAAUCUCAUAAUACCGCUUCUCUUAUCUUUUACAAGAGCAUACCGAUAGGUCUAUACUAGACUAGUAUUAUCAGACUGUGGGAUGCCCCACUGCGAGCGUAUUCCACCGCUGCAUAAAAACAUAAUUGGGAUCGAAAUGAUCCGCGCUCCCCGCUCGGAGAUUUGAAUAGUAUAAAAUCAGCAGAGCAGCUUGCUGGUUACGGGAUGUAAAAGGUUAACUUGGCUCCAGAGUUUGUCAGCUAAACAAAACUACUGUAGCAUGUGCAGUGCUGCUCUGAUAACGCAACAAUACGUUGGGAUAACUUACAUUGUAUUUUUUGCUGGGGCUGUGUGGCAAGAGAGGGCAUCGAAUCUUUCCCGUGGUAUUGCCGUAGCAAUUAGCAGUAAAGGGAAAGGCAAUAUUUGGUACUCAGAGUUAGGCUUUGUUAGGUGACUUGGUAAGGGAAAGGCACUUACGCUACUCACGACACUCACCUAGCCUACUCUUCGCAAACUUGAGGUACCCUACCCGUACCUCAUCUGUGAAGCGCGCGCGCAUCGCACAGCCUCUGCAGUACGGAUCUGUAACGCGACACUAAGCGCGAAUCAUUUUCUCUCUUCGUAUUUUGAAGAGUUUUUAAUCGAGUUUACAGGUUGGGACACUGUAGAUCCCGGGAUACAACAUGUGGCAGCUGAUAUUUUUCGGUGAGACUUGUGUGACUGAUAUUGAAUGAUCAGACGGACUGAGAACUAAAGAGGUGAUCAGCUGCUCUCCUCACUAAUAUGGUACGUGACAAGUUUCUGUAGUCUUCAUUCUUAUUAUUCAAUAUUCACUAUCGAAUACUGUAGGCCUAUAUUCGUCAUGGUCAUUGCGCUUCUAUUGAAGUUUAAUGUCAACUACCAAUCUGAUCAUAAUAUCUUGAAAAUAUUUAUAUUAUUAUGAUAGAAUAGCAAGUAGCCUAGAUUUGAUAUAAAGCCUAGAUUUGAUCAAUUGGAAUAACCAAAAACAGCUAUUAGAGCUGUUCAGCAACGGUAUAUCUGAAUGAAUAGUUAGAGCAGUCUCCACUGUUUAAAAUUGUGUAUGGUAUUGUACAGUGAUGACCGAUGCUUUAGUUGGACGUUGAAAACAACAAGACAAGGCAUGAUUGAACACAUAGCCUAACGGUAUGCUUUAUAAUAAAACAUUAAAGGUUAUUAUGUGUUCCAUAAAAUAACUAAUUAUGGUAGUCUAUAAUAGCCUAGUAUUGCCUUCCUGUGAUUAGUUUUGACAUAUAAACUCCUUCCCUUUUUAAAGAAGACUUUUAUACAAAAUGACCCAUAGUGUGUGUGUGCGUGUGUGAGUGAGUGAGUGAGUGAGUGAGUGAAUGAGUGUCACGAAGGCUACAUGGUUCUUAGGCUGUUUCAUUAAAUGGCAGGCAAAGGGUUUGUAAUGGACCAACAGUGGAUGGCAACUUUAUUGCGCUUACAGAUGUAGGAUCCUAAUUUGGUCACCCUGUUGCAGGAGAACUUUCCUGCAAUGCAGAAAAUGUUAAAAUUGUAGUGUAGUUGAGGUUUAAAAAGGCUUCUGAAGUUUGUAAUUUCCAUUUUGAAAUGUCAGACUUAAUUUUCCCUUACAAAAAAUGUAUCAACCCCUACAAAAAUGUCCAUGAGUUAUAAUCCACAUAGUAAUUCACAUUUCCUGUUGCUGCAGGAUUAUUUUCCUGCUGUAGCAAACAGGCUCAAAUUAUGAUCCUAUAUCUGUAUCUCCUGACUGUCACUAGUGAGAGCGGUGGAGGGAAUGCUCCUGCUGAUGUCACUGCGCCGCUAAAACACUUCCUUCAAUUAACUUUCCACUAGGCAAAGCAACCAACCCUCCGACGGGAAUACUGUAUUACCAGUGAUUCUAUUAAUAAAUAGUUGAUAAUUCUCUCCUCCCCACCACGAUCGAAAUGAAACACAUUGACAGCAGUGAUUUAUUGAGGGCUCGAUUCAAUCCGUAACGCAGAAGUUCAGCACUAUAGCGCGAUUGACAUUUGUCCCAGCGAUAGUGGAGACUGUAUUCAUGGUAAAUGCUGCAUAUAUCGGCUCAGUCGGAAUUUACCUUCAAAUUUGCGAUAUGGAUUGAAUCGAGCAUUGAAUCACCUAUGCAAAACUAGAGGAUGUACAUUAUGUAGCCCACCCCUGAUUUGGACUAUUAUCCACAGACUAUUAUCCAUGUCCUACUAAGGUAUAGGCUAAUAGCCUUACCCCACAUGUUAAAUUGAUUGUGUAAUUUUAUACAACAAUUAAUAUUUGCAUUGGUUGAGGCCUGAAAAGCACCCAACUGUGCAGCAAAUAUAAAAAGUAGUCAGAUCAGUUGUAGUCAGUGUCAUAAACAUCUUGAGAAAAGAGGAUCCCUGUUAGAUAUCUGUCCAGGGUUGGAACUGGUUCAGGGAACAUAACCUAAAACCAGAAGGUAAAGAAAUUAUUUGAGGAAAUUAUUUGAUUAUUAAAUUAUUUUAAAAGCAUGAGAACCGGUUAAUAACGUUAUUUUACAUUCCGGGCAUUUUUUCCAGUCCCACAAAAAUCGCAACAAAGCGCCUAUGCAAAGCCCUCACUCUGUCACUAAGAAACUUAUUCCAGCAUCUGCCUGCCAGCUGGAAAUGUUGCCAGUGGGUGUGUGUGUGUAGGAUACUUGCCUCUCCCGUCUGAAAGAUAGGUUACUGUAGCCUACUGACAACGUUACAAGCGUAAUUCAGCAAUUAUGGAGAGAUGUUUAAUUAGAGAAGAAUGGAUUGACUUUUUCAAUGCCAGUUAAGGAUACUAUAGUUAUGACGUUUCACAUUGGAUUUAUUAACUACAAAAAGGUAAGACAUGUUUUUAAUUCUAGCGCUGCUCUACAAGCUUGUUAGCUAGUUAGCUAACGUUUGCUCUGGUCCAACGUUAAACCAACUCGGAAGUUCAAAGACAUUCAAAGCUCCUUCAUAGAAGCCGCUCCUCCAUAGGUAUAAUUCUGUGGGCCUAAUUCAGAUAAUGCAUCUCAUAACAAGAUGCCCAUCGCUUCAAGGCAAGCUUCCUCCAUCCUCUCUCCUCACCCUCAAAAUGUCAGUUACGUCUCUUGCGCCCUACACUGUGACUGGCAGCACAGUGUGUGUGUUUGUCUGUCAUUAUGAUUAAACCAACUGCUACGGCAAAAUACAAUUUGCUCUUAAUGACUUUCCUAUACAGAUUCAAUCGCAAUAUAUAUUUCAGAGGUUUAGAAAGGAACAGAAAGGAACGAUAUAAACCAGUACUUUUUUGGGGUUCGAACUGGUUCAGAACUUUAUUUUGCUGGUCAGAACAGUGGAACGGAACGAAACAAAUAAUGGUUCUGUUCAGAAAGGAAAACGAUUGGAAAAUGAUUUUGGUUCUAACCCCUGGUUGAAACAGACAUGACCAGAGAGAGCCACACAUAUCUCAAGCUUAAUCCUCAGCUUCACUGAUCCUCACUGAUGUGUCUGUCAGUCUCUGGACUAGAGAUGUAAGGCAGAGAAGGAGGAGCCUAUGCCACUGCAGUCUAACUGAGGUUUGAUGUCCUUCUUCCCAUCUCCUAUCAGUGUCUGCAUGACGCCACCAGCCUGGGACCCCCUUGAUCCUACUGCAGAGCCUGAAGGGACACACCUGUCCCCCAGCCCCCCGAUGCCCAACACCCAGACCAGUCACUGAGCCCCCAGUGUGACCAGCCUAGCCGGCCACCCACCCGGAUGCCGCCAUGCCCAUCAUCAGCAACGCAAACCACGACUUCAGCAACCUCUCGGCCAGCGAUGACAGCAGCCUCGACGCCAUCUUCACCCAGAUCCCAGAGACGGAGACGGUCAAGGGGGUCUACUAUCAGAGGGCCCAGUUCAUCAGACAACCAGAGGACCUGCUGUCAGUUGACCACGGCCUACUAGCGGUCAUCAAUGUGGGGGGCAACCGCUACACCUUCCCCUGGAGCACGCUGGAGCAAUUCCCCCUUACCCGGCUGGGACGGCUCUGUGGUCUCAGCAGCCCCGAGGAGAUUGCUGGCGUGUGUGACGACUAUGACGAGACGCGGCGGGAGUUCUUCUUCGACCGCAGCCCCUCGGCCUUCCGCGUCAUCCUCAAUUUCCUGGCUGCAGGGAAGCUGCGCAUGCUGAGGGAGAUGUGCGUGCUAUCGCUCCACGACGAGCUGCUCUACUGGGGUGUGGAGAUGACCUACAUGGAGCACUGCUGUAAGAGGAAGAUGUAUACGCGCAUCGAAGAAAUGAAUGAGCAAGAGAGGCAGGAAGAGGAGCAGAGGCAGAGGCACGCCCUGCUGCGCCCCCCAGUUGAGGAGACUCGCUACCGCAAGUUCAUGAACCAGCUGAGGGAUAUGGUGGAGAACCCCCAGUCUGGCCUGCCAGGGAAGAUCUUUGCC
Coregonus sp. 'balchen' is the source of this 7544-nucleotide messenger RNA. NCBI's taxonomy places the organism in Eukaryota, Metazoa, Chordata, Actinopteri, Salmoniformes, Salmonidae. The record is from the annotation of a GenBank genome assembly.